Messenger RNA from Centropristis striata (black sea bass), 2686 nucleotides. RefSeq names its product adenosine receptor A3. Gene Ontology annotation, cellular component: membrane. Gene Ontology annotation, biological process: G protein-coupled receptor signaling pathway. The coding region runs from base 564 to 1607 and encodes 347 amino acids. The transcript has 3 exons. Lineage: Eukaryota; Metazoa; Chordata; Actinopteri; Perciformes; Serranidae. Gene Ontology annotation, molecular function: G protein-coupled receptor activity. The record is from RefSeq and is a predicted model, not a curated record.
CACACACACACACACACACACACACACACACACACACACACACACAGCAGCAGCAGCUCCUCCUGCUCUCGGGGCUGGUCGGACUCUGGCGCUCUCGGAUCAGAUUUUUAAAUAUAUUUUUGUGAUAUUUAUGUCAGACUGGACUGUGUGUGGUUGACCUUUGACCUUUCUGUGGUUCUGUUUCUAGGACCUGGAUCCUCCGAGAGACUCUAAUAAGACUCCAUAAAUAAUGUCCAGUAGGUCGAGUCAACAACAACAGAUCUGACGUUCUGGAGCUUCUGACGGAUCAAACCACAGCUGGAUUCCUCACAGACUCUACUGGACUCCAUCGGGUCUGUCCUUGUCCCUCUGUGUCCUCUGUGUCCCUCUGUGUCCCUCUGUGUCCCUCUGGACCUGCUGGUCUCAGUCUGUACUGACUCUGUGGUGUAGUCUCCAUCUAGUAGAGAACUGAGGAACUGUAGCUCAACACUUUUGGGUUCCUGCUGGUUCUGGACGGUCCGGUGUGUCCUCACGUGUCCCAUGUGACCGGUGUUGUCUAUCCAGUCCUGUGAGUCUGUCUGAAGAUGGGGGACAGCGUGCGGACGCUGUACGGCGCUCUGAUGGUGGUUUCUGGCGUGGCGUCGGUCUGUGGGAAUGCCCUCCUGCUGCUGGUGCUGCUCCUGAACCGGGAGCUUCGUUCGGACACACUGGGCUUUGCCGUGAGCGCUGGCCUCAGCGACCUGGCCCUCGGACUCUCUGCCGUCCCGAUCGGCGCCUACAACAGCCUGGCAUGGCCGUCGUGCUGCCACGGCGAGGGCGCCUUCUGUCAGGGCAGCGGCUUCCUGCUGCUCCUGCUGCAGACAGCGUCCGUGCACUCACUGGCCUGGACCGCCGUUGACAAGUUCACAGAGAUCUGCUUCGCUCUGAGCUACGGCAGCCUGUGGACAGCAGGGCGGGGCCGGGCCGUGCUGGUCCUGGUCUGGACGCUCUGCCUGCUGACCGCCGCCCUGCCGCUGCUGGGCGUCGGCAGCUACGCCUACAGCGAGUCACGCUUCCUGUGCUGCCCGAGCUUCACGCCGGAGAACCGCUACUUCGUGGCACUGUGGGUGUCGCUGGGCGUGGUGGCGCCGAUCCUCGCCGUGUGCUGUCUGUACGCCUACAUCGUGUAUGUGGCGAGGAAGCAGGCAAGGCGGGGAACGUUCAUGUGCAACGAGCUGCACUGCUACUAUGUCCCCGCCAACAACUACCUGAGGAGCUCCGUCGUCAUGGUGACCACAUCAGGGAGUCUGCUGGUGUGCUGGCUGCCCUACAUCUCCGUGUGUCUAUACGAGACAUUCAGCAGUAAGCAGAGUCCGGCGGUGGCCUCGGCGCUCUCUGUGUGGCUGGUCCUGACCAGCGGCGCCCUGAACCCGUGGAUCACCUGCCUGACCCAGAGCAGGUACCGGGCUGCGGUGCGCCGCAGCCUUCGCCGGUUCAUCCAGAUGUGUUCGUGCUCCGGGACACCGCUGGAGUCCCGCCCACAGAGCUCCGCCCUCCGCCUGGACUCAGCCAAUCGGAUCAGCACAACGACCACGACAACGGUAGCAACACGGCCACCAUCCUCACCGAAAACACCGACCCCCCCGUGAUCAGCCCCGCAGAGACACUCAGAGACACACAGACACUGGGAGACACUUGGCGACCCACGGAGACGCUCGGAGACACUCGGAGAUACUCAAAGACACUAAGCAGAGUGCACUGUGCACCUUGAUUUAAACGGUUUUUGGAACAUUUUAAAUCCAGUAAAAAGUUUUCAGACUUUGUUUGCAGACUGAAGUCUUGAUGUUUCUGUGAUGAAACAUCUCAACAUGAAUCUGUAGGAUUUCUGUCCUCUGGCGCCAUCAUCUGGUCAAACCUUUCAGAUCCUGUCAGACUGAAGAUUGAACUCCAUCAGAGAGGAAACUGUUCUGGUUGUGUACGAGAGGCUGAGAGUUGAAUGUGACGAGAGUUUUACUGUCUGGUUGAAUAAUAAUAAUAAUAAUAAUAAUAAUAAUAAAUCAAACUUCUGUGUUCUUAUUUCUCUUGUUAUGCGGUGUUUUCAGGUUUCUCCCCUCCAUCAGUGAACUUUAGAUCCACAAAUAAUAAAUAAUGAAAAACCUGACUGAAGCUGUGAUUGGUUGUUUUUCUACAAUGGGAAAAUCAACUCAAGUUGAUUCUUGAAAACUCAAAUCAAGUGUGAGCUAGUGCUUUUAUUUUGUUGACCCGAGCUAGUGCUUUUAUUUUGUUGACCCGAGCUAGUGCUUUUAUUUUGUUGGCCUGAGCUGGUGCUUUUAUUUUGCUGACCUGAGCUAGUGCUUUUACUUUGUUGGCCUAAGCUUGUGUUUUUAAUUUGUUGACCCAAGCUAGUGCUUUUAUUUUGUUGACUCAAGCUAGUGCUUUUACUUUGUUGGCCUGAGCUGGUGCUUCUAUUUUGUCAAGCUGAGCUAGUGCUUUUAUUUUGUUAGCGUGUGCUGCUGCUUUUAUUUUGGAGACCCAAGCUGGUGCUUUUAUUUUGUUGGCGUGUGCUGGUGCUUUUAUUUUGGAGGCCCAAGCUAGUGCUUUUAUUUUGUUGGCAUGUGCUGGUGCUUUUGUUUUGUUGACCCGAUCUGGUGCUUUUAUUUAGUUGGUCUGAGCUGGUGCUUUUUUUUUUUGUUAACCCGAGAUGGCGCUUUUAUUUUAUUGGCCUGAG